AUGUGUGACAUUCUGCAAUCUGUGAGAGAGCAGAUAUCUAACAUAGAAAAUAAUAGUACAGAAUGUGUUGAUAUUUACAAUGCAGCCAAUGCUUGCCUAGAAAAUAUGCCACUUGAGAUAAUAUUAAAAAUAUGCUCUUAUUUGGAUGCUGGCUUCAUUAUAAACACUCUUAGUAAGGUUUGUAGCAGAUUUGAUGAAAUUUUGGCUGAUAUUGGCCUCUGGAAGCACAGAGUGAGGAGUAAAGUCCAUGGAUACUUUCCACCGCUAUGUGAUAUAGAUGAAAGUUACGAAGAUAGUGAUUGGAUCGAAAUGUGUAUCGAGAUGGAGCAUGAGAGAGAGAAAUGGUGUAAUGUAGACAAGAGUACAAAACAUUUUGUUAUAAAGGAUGUUCAUUAUGCAUCUGUUGAUUCAGUGAUUUUAGUUAAUAAAGGCAAUAUAUGUAUAUCAGGAGGAAGAGACAGAUGUUUAGCUUUGUGGAAUGUAGGUGAUAUACGGCCAGAGGUAAACAACGAAGAGAGUCUCCUUAAAGACAUAAAGCCGACUAAAAUAAGACAUGAUGCUCACACAGGCUGGGUAUGGGAUCUUGCCACGGAUGAGGUUGAUAAUGCAUCUAUUGUUUACUCUGCGUCAUGGGAUAAUACAGUCAAAGCAUGGGACAUUAGUUCUGGCUUUGAAUGUAUAGAAACUUUUCCAUGUGGAAUAUCAGCGUUAUCAUUAGAGGCAGAUGGAAAGAUAGUUAUGGCGGGAUUAUACUCCAAGAAAAUUUUGACAUUUGAUUUGAGAGUCGGACAGAAACCGGUGCAUGUGUACCAAACACAUAAAGGUGCGAUACUAGCUCUCACAGCCCAUAAGGAUCAAGUUGCUUCCAUAAGUGAAGAUAAAACAUUAGCUGUAUAUGACAAAGUUGCUGGUAAAAUCGUUAAGAACGAUAUAAAAAUACCAUCAGAAAAAGCAUACCCUGUUUGCUUGAGUUGGAACACCAAUGCCAUGUAUAUUGGGGACUCAAAGGGAGCAUUACAUUUUUUUAAUCCAAAGGAUCAAUCUUUUGUCAAAUCAUAUGAACUCUGGCCCGAAUCCUGUGUAACAGAACCUCCGAAUAAGAUAGCUGAUUGCUACCAAGGUGAAUCAACACUAAUAGCUUGCUCGGAUAAAGGUGAAAUAAAAUUUAUGUACAACUCAAACCCACCAGAUGAAUACAAGACUAUACAAACAAGUACUGUGGAUGUUACUCAGCUAAGAUAUCAAAGCGGUAUACUAGCUGUGAGUACAUGUGACUCGGCCCUCGAAUUUUGGAUACCCGAAGAACGAUUUACAUCAUCCUUCUUGUAA
This is a messenger RNA of Danaus chrysippus (African queen), 1329 nucleotides long. The record is from the annotation of a GenBank genome assembly. Lineage: Eukaryota; Metazoa; Arthropoda; Insecta; Lepidoptera; Nymphalidae.